Messenger RNA from Dufourea novaeangliae, 1359 nucleotides. RefSeq names its product FERM domain-containing protein 8 (gene Bili). Gene Ontology annotation, biological process: negative regulation of canonical Wnt signaling pathway. The record is from RefSeq and is a predicted model, not a curated record. The coding region runs from base 1 to 1359 and encodes 452 amino acids. The transcript has 6 exons. Lineage: Eukaryota; Metazoa; Arthropoda; Insecta; Hymenoptera; Halictidae. Gene Ontology annotation, cellular component: cytoskeleton; plasma membrane.
AUGGAAGCACAAGAGGAUUGCACUAUUCGAAGAGGGCAACCAAUUCGUCGUUAUCAGAAUGAUUAUAAGCCUGAUGGGCAUACAUCAGCUACAAUGAUAGUGAAUCAGCCACAGUAUCUGAAUGUAGGUAGACCUACUGUUCGAAUAGCUGUGUACUUAGUGACUGGAGUUUUCUUAAUAAUGGACAUUGAACAAAAUUUUACUGCGCAUCAAAUUUUGGCUGUAAUACAGUCAGAGGGGGAACUAGGAUUAUCAAGAACUUCAUUGCUCACUGGGCAAACAGUGUUUGCUUUGUGGCUCUGCUCUUCAAGUCUAGAAGUUCAACUACGUCCAAAUCAUAAGCCCAUAGAAAUGGCUGCAAAAUGGAAUCGUUUAGUGAGAAAAUACAGUUCCCAGAGCAAGGAGUCGGACGAGGAACCCUUGCUGUGUCUUAGACGAAAUGUGUUCCUUUCUAGAAUAGAUGAAGAGCAAAUAAAAGAAGCUAAGGUGUUGGAAUUGUUGUAUGCAGAAGCUAGAAAUAAUGUGCUGCAAGGGCGAUAUCCGUGCGAAGGUCAAGCACGGUAUGCAAGUUUGGGUGCCCUGCAAGCACGUAUCGAACUAGGCCCGUACAAUCCACAGAGCCAUACAUUAGCGUUUUUCAGAAAGCAUCGUGGUAGAUUUUUACCUCACCAUUACACUUCUCCUAGUUUGUUGCUGGGGCUGGGUCUCGGAUUAGGACUGGUAGGAGGGAAGGGAGCACCGGAGGCACGUCUUCUUGAACAGUACAAACGGAUACCCAAUCACACGGGGACUAAUGCAAAUCCAAGAAAACUGAUCAGAAAAUAUUUGGAGUUUUGUUGGAGUUUACCAUGCUAUGGCGCAGCGUUUUUCCAAGGACAGAUUGAGCGUCCUGUAAGAGGUCUAGCAUCGUGGAUCACGAACCGCGAUAUGCAAGUUCUGAUAGCCAUUAAUUCGUCAGGAGUGUACAUUGUGGAUGACAUGCAAUGUAGUUUAUUAUUGGGACUGAGGUACUCAGAGCUUAGUUGGGAAAUGGCAAAGCCCUCUGACGAAGGCAAUCUGGAUUGCCUGCCUUGUCUGUUUCUACAGUUCCCAGUACGAGAGAACGGAGCACGCGUUUAUAAGAUUCUACAAGUAUUCUCGAGACAAGCAAUAAUGAUGGAUACGUUAAUUUCUGGAUUCACCGAGGAACAACGUCGCCACGGGGCUAAUGGUGAUGUUGCGAAUGUCGACCGUUUAACGGAUCACUCGAUAGGGUCCAAUACAGGAAGCUUCACGAAUAAACUUAGUAAAUUUACGUUGGCCACCUUCGACGACGAAGGCCGUUGCAUUGGACAAAUGGGUUCUUGGUCUUUUCAAUAA